Thamnophis elegans (Western terrestrial garter snake) is the source of this 6744-nucleotide messenger RNA. RefSeq names its product BicC family RNA binding protein 1 (gene BICC1). The coding region runs from base 1086 to 4394 and encodes 1102 amino acids. Gene Ontology annotation, molecular function: protein binding; RNA binding. Lineage: Eukaryota; Metazoa; Chordata; Lepidosauria; Squamata; Natricidae. The transcript has 21 exons. Gene Ontology annotation, cellular component: cytoplasm. The record is from RefSeq and is a predicted model, not a curated record.
UGUUGUUGCAUUUUCAUAUUUUAUUCGAUCUGAUGUAUUUUCAGGAUGGCUUUCAAGCAAACCCAGUUCUAUAUUUAAAUAACACUCUUAAAUUCCCUCUUCUUCCUCUUAUUUUACAUUAUAAUAAUUCCACAUAUAAAAUCUUUGAAACAUACGGUAUUUGCAUAUUACUAUUUUAUUUUCCCCCUCUUUCCCCUCCUUCCUCUAACAGUGUGUCAUCUGAAUAACUUAACCUGUGUGCUUUUAUUCAUAUUCCUUUUCUAACCACUCAUAAAAUCACCCCCAAGUCUUGAAGUAUACCGAUUCCUACUUAUCUUUUAUUCUCAGUGUUACCCUAUUCAUUUCUGCGCAAUCUAUAAAUCUUCAUUGGUUUCUUUUUCUUUCUCACCUUUGUGGUGCCCCCUUUGGGCCUGGUGCCCUAAGUACGUGCUUAGUUUGCUUAAUGGUUAAUGCAACACUGAACAUCAUCUAUCAUGGAUGGAGUUACCCAGUUGGGUAAUGAAACAUCUGCCAGAAAAGGACCCCGCUCAGAGAGCACCAAGGACCCCCCAAUUCAACCAGGAGCUACAAAUAUUCGCCUUAGGAGCUACAAAUAUUCGCCUUUCUUGGUUCAGUCCUUUCCUUAGAUGGCCCCAGAAAAAUCCAGCGGGGACUAACCAUCCCGUAGCCAACACAGGGAUCACCCCGGCGGAGAGGCUUCUGCCACCGUCCUUUUUCUCCUCUUCUGCACCGGGAGCUCUGGCCAAACUUCGACUCUCCUCUGACUUUGCGGCGUUGUUGCGCAGGCGGGAGAUGUCUUUCGCCUUGCAGGAUCCCGGCCGCUGGAGCGCGCCGGGCAAUGAGCGGAGGAGGAAGAGGAGGAGGAGGAGGAAGGCAUAAUUAGGCGGGGCGGGGCCUUACGGACAGAUGUGCUUCGGCCCGUCCAGCGACAACAGCAGCCGCAGCCGCCGUCACCGGCCGCCCUGUCCCGCGUUCGCCCACCGGCUGUGCGCUCGACCCGCCCCCGCCGCUCCUGGCCCAGCCGCGGCCUGCCUCCCCUCGGGCUCCGGCGGCUGGGCGGGCGUUGCUGUUGCUGCUGCUGCUGCAUGGAGAAGGCGGGGAUGCUGUGCGGACUGCGGGCGGGAUGGGGGCGCAGCAGAGCCGCCGCCGGCCCGGGACGUGCGCUGUGCGAGGCCAGCAGCAGCGGCGGCUGCAGCUCCGGCCGCGCGCCCGGCGGGGAGCCCGAGCUGGAGGCGGCGGCGGGCACCGGAGGAGCCCGCGAGGCUCUGGCGGGCUGGGAUGAAGCCGGAGGCGGCCUUCUCUGGGGCCAGAUAGCUUCCCGCGGGGGCGGAGGCGACGGCGGGGGCUGCUGCUGCUGCUGCGGGGAAGAAGCGGAGCAGGCGGCGGGCGAGAGCGACGGGGCCGGGGUCUCCGCCGCCGGCGAGUGGGGCGCAGCUGCCAACCCGAGGAUGGCCGCGCCGCCGGGCUACCCGCUCUCGGACCCGGGCUCCAACAGCGAGCGCAGCGCCGACUCGCCCCUGCCCAGCGACGGAGGAGGAGGAGGAGGCAGCGGCGGCUGCUCGGCCGGGCCCUCCCGCGCCGGCCCGGAGAGCCCUGAAUGGGGCGAGGAGCGGUUCCGCGUGGACCGAAAGAAGCUGGAGGCCAUGCUGCAAGCUGCUGCUGAAGGAAAGGGGAAAAGUGGAGAAGACUUUUUCCAGAAGAUUAUGGAAGAAACGAACACCCAGAUUGCUUGGCCCUCUAAACUGAAGAUUGGUGCGAAAUCCAAGAAAGAUCCUCACAUCAAAGUCUCUGGAAAAAGGGAGAAUGUUAAAGAAGCUAAGGAAAAGAUCAUGUCUGUCUUGGAUACAAAAAGCAACCGAGUCACUCUGAAGAUGGACGUAUCUCACACUGAGCAUUCUCACGUCAUUGGCAAAGGAGGGAAUAAUAUUAAAAAAGUGAUGGAAGUAACAGGCUGCCACAUCCAUUUUCCAGACUCUAAUCGAAACAACCAAGCGGAAAAAAGCAAUCAAGUGUCUAUCGCAGGGCAGCCAGCCGGAGUGGAAUCUGCCAGAGUUAGAAUACGGGAACUGCUGCCCUUGGUGUUGAUGUUUGAACUACCUAUAGCUGGAAUCCUUCAACCUAUCCCCGAUCCAAGUUCUCCCACGAUUCAGCAUCUGUCGCAGACAUACAAUAUUUCGGUGUCCUUCAAGCAGCGUUCCCGGACAUACGGCGCUACUGUCAUGAUCAGAGGCUCCCAAAAUAACGCGAGUGCUGUGAAGGAAGGAACAGUUCUGCUCUUGGAGCAUCUGGCUGGCAGUUUGGCGUCUGCGAUCCCGGUGAGCACCCAGCUGGACAUAGCAGCUCAGCACCAUCUCUUUAUGAUGGGCCGAAACGGCAGCAACAUCAAGCAUAUCAUGCAGAGAACUGGUGCUCAGAUCCACUUCCCCGAUCCUAGUAAUCCCCAGAAGAAAUCCACAGUCUACCUCCAAGGCACAAUCGAAUCAGUCUGCCUUGCCAGACAAUAUCUCAUGGGCUGCCUUCCUCUUGUGCUGAUGUUCGAUAUGAAGGAAGAAAUUGACGUAGAACCACAUUUUAUUACCCAGCUGAUGGAGCAGCUAGAUGUCUUCAUCAGUAUUAAACCAAAGCCAAAGCAGACGAGUAAGUCUGUGAUUGUGAAGAGCGUUGAGCGAAAUGCCUUAAAUAUGUACGAAGCACGGAAAUGUCUCCUGGGUCUGGAAAGCAACGGCAUUGCCGUAGCAACACACCCCUCCCCCAUCUCUUGCCCAGUUGGCCUUCCUUGCCCUGGCUUGGACAUCUUGACCUCAGCUGGCCUUGGACUAACUGGACUUGGUCUUUUGGGUCCAACCACUUUAUCUGUCAACACAUCCACAUCUCCAAACUCCCUCCUAAAUGCUCUCAAUAGUUCGGUUAGUCCUUUGCAGAGUCCAAGUUCAAACACACCAAGUUCAACUUUCUGGGCUUCCUCAAUCGCUAAUACAAGCACUACAGGUUUCUCUGCUAUUCCUCACCUGAUGAUGCCGCCUACAGCACAAGCCACAUUAACCAGUAUCCUGUUGUCGGGAGUGCCCAACUACAGUCAAAGCACACCAUCUCCCCCUCCUGGCUUAACACCUGUUGAUAUUCAUGUGAAUGGCAUGCAAGUAGAGAACAAGAAAAAUGCAACCUCAUCAUUAAAUGGUCAUGUAAAGACCUCAGCUAUGAAGUAUCCUGCAUUCUCUGCCACAGCUCUCGGUGAAAAUGUAUUAAGCGCAAACCACAGCGAACCUUCUCGGACGAUUGGUAGCCAUAAUGCCUCUGAACAAGUGACGGCCAAGACAAACCCUGGCGAAGGUUGCAAUGAUGCUUUUGUAGAAGUGGGCAUGCCCCGGAGUCCUUCGCACUCCGCUAAUGCCAACGAUCUCAAGCAGAUGAUGAGCGCCUCGAAGCAAUCCUGCACAAAGAGGCAGGCGGUGGAAUUACUGCAAGGCACCAAAAAUUCUCAUUUACACGCGGGCGAGAGAUUGCUGUCGGAUUCUGAGAUGAGUGCUUCAGAGACCACAGUGGCUGAUAAAAAGGCACCUGGAAGCGAAAGGGCAGCAGAGAGGGCGGCCGCGGCACAGCAGAACUCUGAAAGAGCGCACCUGGGCCCCCAGUCGACAUAUGUGGACAUGCAGGCAUUUGACUACGAACAGAAGAAGCUACUGGCAACCAAAGCUAUGCUGAAAAAGCCUGUUGUUACGGAGGUGAGAACUCCCACCAACACCUGGAGUGGGUUGGGCUUUUCCAAAUCGAUGCCAGCCGAAACAAUUAAGGAGCUGAGGAGGGCCAACCACGUAGCCUACAAACCAUCUAUGUCGACAACCUAUGAGGGUUCCUCCAUGUCUCUCUCCCGAUCCAACAGCCGGGAACACCUGGGGAGCGGGAGCGAUUCCGAUAACUGGAGAGAUCACAAUGGCAUCAGUUCAACUGCUCCGGGCGACUUUGUUUCUUCCAUCAGCAGCCCUAAACGGAAACAGAAAUCAAGCGAGCAUUAUCUCAGCAGUAGCAACUACAUGGAUUGCAUCUCCUCCCUGAUUGGAAGCAACGGCUGUAACCUGAACAGUCUGUUUAAGGGAUCUGACCUACCUGAGUUAUUCAGCAAACUGGGCCUGGGUAAAUACACAGACAUAUUUCAGCAACAAGAGAUUGAUCUUCAGACGUUCCUCACGCUAACAGAUCAGGAUCUGAAAGAGCUUGGAAUUACCACUUUUGGUGCACGAAGGAAAAUGCUUCUGGCAAUCUCAGAACUGAACAAAAACCGAAGAAAACUCUUUGAACCCUCCAAUGUCCGAGCCUCAUUUCUGGAAGGCGGCGCUAGUGGACGGCUGUCUCACCAAUACCAUUCGGACAUUGCCAGCGUGAGCGGUCGUUGGUAGCAGGAACAGGAGGCUUUUACAGUUGACUGCACAACUCCAUGGAUACGGCAAUCCUGUGGACCAUCACCACUGCACACCACCCUCUGCACUUGGGAGUUUAGGUACCAAGGACCAAAGUCUUUUUUUUUUUUGCACAACUUCCUGUGGCGAAAGAAAGAGAGAAAGAACACUUGUCUGUCUUUCCACGCACCCAAUGUGGAUUACGCCUUACUCUUCUAGAUUGGACAGAAUUUGCAAUAAUAUUGGGGGGGGGUUGGGGUGUUUGGUAUUUUAUGACUUAUAAUAACUAUAUUGUAUGCACUGAAUGGAUUUUUUAAAAACUUUUUUGAAUAGAGAGUGAUGGGCAGGGAUGCCAGAGGGGGUCAUUGCUUAUGGGUUUUUUUUAUCAAGGAAAUUUCUGGUACUGCUUAAUAAUUAAUAGAGGUCUUUCUGCACUUUAUGUGUUCGGAUUGCUUUUCCUGUGGAAAUUUUUAUUACUUUCCUCUAAUUUCCAUGGGAAAAAAAAAGAUUACGGUAGUGGCGCUAACCAAUGUUUGCCAGGUGCAUUCCACUCCAGGUGAAAAGGCUCCCCCCCCCCAUAAAAGGUACUAACGAGUUGAAAUGUAGAGAGGAUGGUGAUGGUUUUAUUUAGACAACUGUAGGGAAUUUUCCCGUAAUCAGUUCUAUGAAGAGGAGUCUGCAGCCUCCUUUGGAAGGAAGUCUUGAGAAAUGUUUGCGACUGAGUUUGCCCGCUGCAAACCAAGCAGUGAAAGACCAAAACAGAGUGUGUUGCCAUCGCUAAUCCUAGUUAGCUGCUGCCUUCAAUGCUAAACCGGAUUUUAAUGAUGAUCUCAAACCAAGGACUGUUUUUAGUAUAAACUGCCACUAAAGGACACUUUAUUUAUAGCAAACGUCUUAUUUUUAGAACCUGUACACUUAGAGCGCAUAAGAAAUUAAACUGAUUCUACUAAAGAGUUUAUGGUAGAGGAACAUGAAGCAUAUCUCUAGGCCCUUCAUUCAUUUGAACAGAGCAUACAUUUCAUUUGACAAGACUUGUCUCUAUUCCCCUACGGGACAUUGCUGACAUGAUUCUCCCAUUUAAGAGCUGGUCAGGUUGUGACAUCUGCCUCCUUGACUUAAGUCCACGAUUGUCUGCCACCAAGGUUUUGAGUUGGGCUACUUCCAGAACUCUGUAUUUGAGCAAAGAAUUUGUGGGAUGUCUUGGUAGGGCAAACAGUGAUGUUCUCACCUUGUAAAAGAUCUAGAAAUCCAAUUAUAUUGUCUCUGUCAAAUGAUUUGGUAUAAAUUUAUGAAGGAUGAAAUGAAGUUGCCUCUCAGUGAUGCAAAAUGAUGUUUCUGAACACGAAUUUAUCAAUAGAAGAAAAACAACAUUCCCAUUGCAUAUAUUGUGAAUUACUUGUACUGUAAUUUUUCCUUUUUUUUAUUUAUGUACAAUGUACAAACCCUUUAGGGUGGAGGCAAACCACUCUCCAGAAAGGCAUUAACAAUUACCAUGGUGGUUUUUAAAUAUAUAUAUAUAUAUGUAUAGAUAAAUAUGCAACAUAGAGGUGAGGAAGUGUUUUGACACUUUUUGUGGAUAUAUUUCAUUUCCGUCAUGAAGGAGACACCAACACAAAGGGAAGAUUAGAAAGGUGAAAGCUUAGUUAAAAUUAGAAAAUAAUAAUCAGCUGUACGUCAGAAUUCAUUUUAAUCACAACCUAUGACAUCUCAACAGCUUCUCACUCCUGCUGAAAUAGCUGCUGAUAUUUCUCUGAUUUUUGGGAAAAAAACGGCCGGAUGAGCACAGCAAGUGCUUUUUCUCAGUCUGGAGUUGUGCAUUAUUCAGGAAACAAAUAUUGGGUUUUUUUUUCUUUUGAAACAUAGUCUGUCUGUCAAUUUGUACAUAAUGGAGGUCCAGAUAUUUUCAAAGAAUGCUACGUGUUUUAUCGUGGCUGCUCCCUUCGGUGGGAAACUCGGCAUUGUGUUGUGAAGCACAGCCCUUGUUGUUAGAAGUUCAGGACCUCGGGAGGUGGUGAAGCAUUUCACCCCAUGUGGAAAACUAACGUUGUUUAAUCUGUGCCAGAGUGAUUCAGUUGAGUCUUUUGGUUUACGUUGAGACCUAACCCACAAUGUAUUCCACUGGAGAUUUCUCUCUCUCUCUCUUGGAUUUUGUGAUAUUUUCCCCCCCAGUUUGAACUCAAAUGGCCGAAUGCUUUGAUAGUGAUACCCUUGGAAGACGCAUUUAAGCUGCAGUGGUCUAUACUGAAGCAAAGAAUGUCUGAGAUAUAACGGGAAUAAGAAAUUCCCCUUCCACUGAGACACCCACCCACAUACCCCACUGGGAAAGCAAAACUUUGUUACUCAUUUGGAU